ACGUCGUCGUUUCCUGCUCCCCUUGCUCUCGUAAUCAAACUAGUGUCAUCACAUGGAUUGCUUCAACAUCACUCUUUUCCCAAUUUUGAUUCGUUCAACUGAUAAAAAAGGGGGAAAAAGCUCAAAGAGAGUUGAUAUGUAUCGAUAAAACCCUCAAUUUCCUCCCCCAAUUUCAGCCGUUUUACACAAUCCAGUGCUUCCUCUGCGUCACUGUGUGGAAUUCUGCGGCGGCAAUUCGAAUCGCCGACCAUAGCAAUGGGCUGCACGCAGUCGAAGAUCGAGAACGAGGAGACGGUCAACCGAUGCAAGGAGCGCAGGCAGCACAUGGAGCGCGCCGUUACAGCGAGGAACAAAUUCGCCGCCGCACACUCCGCCCACGCCAUGUCCUUGAAGAACACCGGCGCCGCCCUCAGUGACUUCGCCCAGGGAGAGGUCACCUACCCCUCCACCCUCGGCGCCGCCGCUUCCGCGUCGCCAUCCACCGUGAGUGCCGCUCCGCCUCCUCCUCCUCUCCCUCGCUUCGAGAAUUUCGCCCCGCCGCCUCCUCCGCCGGAAUUCCCGAACACGUCACCGCUCCAGCGCGCCGCUACCAUGCCGGAAUUCGUGAUCCCCGGACCCGUGAAUAAUCACACUGAUCCGAUAAUUGAGGAAGAAAACGAAGAGGAUGAUGAAUUGGAGAGUAGCCAUAGCUUGAAACGGCGGAGUAAGAGUAGUAAAAGUGCGGGUAGAGGCGGGAUCUCACCUCCUGAGGCUGUAGAAGAAGAGGUUUUGCAUCAGCAGCGGAAGAAUGAUCAACGGCCGCCUCCUCCUCCGCCGAAUUCUUCGUCUUGGGAUUACUUCUUCGAAACCGACAAUAUUCCGGGGCCGACAUUAGCUGAUGUGGAGGAGAAUAGUGUUGAGAGAGAGGAGAUGAAACGGAAGAUGCUUGCAGAAAGUGCCAGGAGAAAAGAAAUGGAGGCGAAGGCUAAGGCUGCGAAAGCAGAGGCGAAUGAGAUGGCGAGUGAGCUUCCUCCGCAGCCACCUCCACCAGAAGCUGCAAUGGCAGCUGCUAUGGCUGGGAAGAGAGCGAAACAAGCUGUUCUUCCGGCUGAGGGGAAGAAGAAGAGUGUGUCUAAUGUGAGCCUUGCGCAGAUAUUUGUCGAGCUUGAUGAUUGUUUUCUUAAGGCUUCAGAAAGCGCACAUGAUGUUUCUCGGAUGCUAGAGGCUACCCGCUUGCAUUAUCACUCAAAUUUUGCUGAUAAAAGAGGGAAUAUUAAUCAUUCAGAAAGAGUGAUGCGCGUCAUUACUUGGAAUCGGUCCUUUAGAGGUUUGGCUAAUGCUGAUGAUCGGGUGGAUGACUUUGAUUCGGAGGAGCAUGAAACUCAUGCAACGGUGUUGGACAAGAUGCUGGCAUGGGAAAAAAAGCUCUAUGAUGAAGUGAAGGCAGGAGAACAGAUGAAACUUGAACAUCAAAAGAAGGUGGCCUCAUUGAACAAGUUGAAGAAACGUAGCUCAAACACAGAUGCGUUGGAGAGAAUGAAAGCUGCAGUUAGCCAUCUGCAUACGAGAUAUAUAGUCGACAUGCAGUCCAUGGAUUCCACUGUUUCUGAAAUUAAUCGUCUGCGUGACGAACAACUCUAUCCAAAACUCGUUUCCCUUGUUGAUGCAAUGGCUAUUAUGUGGGAGACAAUCAGAAUACACAAUGAGAACCAAUCCAAGAUUGUUCAAGCAUUGAAGUAUCUCGACAUCUCCCAAGCUCCAAAAGAAACAACCGAACACCACCAUGAGCGCACACGCCAGCUAGGCGGUGUGGUUCAGGAAUGGUUUACAAAUUUCAGUGAACUCAUGGGCCAGCAAAAAGAAUAUAUCAGAGCACUCAACCAUUGGUUGAAGCUAAACCUCGUUCCAAUCGACACAAACUUGAAGGAGAAGGUCUCAUCACCCGGUCGACCUCAAAAACCCCAGAUCCAGACACUCCUCCAAGCCUGGCAAGAAUAUCUAGACAAGCUCCCCGACGAGCCAGCAAGGCAGACUAUCAACAACUUUGCAGCCAUUAUAAAGACCAUAUGGCAGUAUCAAGUGGAGGAGCUCGACUAUAAAAACAGGUGUGCAGAAGCAAGAAAGGAACUCAUCAGAAAAACCCGAGAUUUUGAGAGUUGGUACAACAAGCAAAUGCAGAAGAGAUCACCUGCUGAUGACAUGGAUCCAGAGAGGCAGAUGAAUCAGAGUCAUAUUGCUGAUAGGCAGCUCGCGGUUGAAACUGCAAAACAGAAACUGGAGGACGCGGAAGAGUCUUAUCAGAAGCAAUGUGUUCAAGUUAGAGAUAAGUCCCUUAUGAAUCUGAAGAGCCAUUUGCCCGAACUCUUUAGGGCGCUGUCCGAUUUUUCUCUCGUCUCCUCGGACAUGUACAGUCAUUUGAGGGCCAUCGCGCAUUCGCAAAGCAGGAAUGAGGUAUCUUAAUGAGGACUCGUCUUUUACCUUCUGCACAUGUAAUUUUCCCAUAUGUAUUAUACAAAUAAUUUACCACUUUGAUGUGUUUUGUUGUGAAAUGGUGACAAGAAUUGUUGAAUCCUAUUUAUUUUUACUCCUGUGUGUAUAUGGCCAAGAGAUGGGAUCGUGAGAUGAUUCAUUCAUAUAUGUAAUGUAUGUUGCUAAUUUAUUUGCUGCAA
Molecule: messenger RNA, 2648 nt
Organism: Salvia splendens (bonfire salvia)
Lineage: Eukaryota; Viridiplantae; Streptophyta; Magnoliopsida; Lamiales; Lamiaceae
Product: protein ROLLING AND ERECT LEAF 2-like
Exons: 4
Coding region: 256-2439 (727 amino acids)
Source: RefSeq, a predicted model, not a curated record